GCUUGUGAUUUGUUUGAAAGCUCCAUUGUUGAUAAUUUUUUCAUAAUUCUGGUUUUAAUUCGCAAAAUAAUUAUAAUUGCCAAUAAUUCUGGCAAUGGCCGCCGCCACGCUGAGUGGCCACGAGCCAAAUGCCACCGACUGGCAUCUGUGGUGCCGGCUCUGUGCCAAGGACGACCUGCAGGGAAACAUCAACGUGUUCCUGAAGCACGAGCAUGCUGGCGGUCCUGGAGAUGGCUCCGGCAACGAUCUGGCCCUAGCCACAGCCAUUGGCAAGUACUUUUGGGUGGAUAUAACGCGUAACGAGGAGCUGCCCAAGAUGAUCUGCACGGAAUGCCUCACGCUGGUCACAACUUUGGUCAACUUCUCGGAGCGGAUAAGCCGUGUGCAGAAGCUCUACUGCAUUCUCCAGGCCAGCGACAAGCAGGAACAGAUAAAUCUGCAGGAGUUGCGUUCUAAGUUUGGCCUGCUCGAGGAGGAACCAGAGAGCCUCACAGAAGUCCACUAUGUGGAGGAGAAACCCAAGCUGUGCGUCCAGGGCGAUCUGCUCAUAGAAGAGGCUUCUUUCGAGCUGAAGAACCCGCUAAAUGAGACGGCGGAUGAUCAGGAAGAGGAGGAGCAUGAGGAAGCAACAAGUAGAAGCGAGGAGAACGAACCUGAAGAGGAGGACCAGGAAGGGGAGGAGGAGCAGGAGUACGAUGGAGAUGCAGUGCUACUGAAUCUGUGCGAUGCCUAUGGCAUUACCGAUGAAAAUUCCUCACGCGACAGCCAUAAAUGCCCACCAAAACGGAGCAAAUCGAAAGAGGACCCCGACAAGGCGCAUCAGUGCAGCGUCUGUACGCGAGCGUAUGCCAGGGCCAGCACGCUGAACCGCCACAUGCGGCAGGACCAUGACCGGAUCUACGAGCCCAAUUUGCUGGCCUGCGAGGAGUGCCCGAAGAAGUUUCGCACUCGCUACCAGCUGGAGCGGCACAGCCAGGGCCAUCUGCCGAUGCCCAAGCGCAAAGUGUAUCCGUGUGCCAGCUGCGACAAGAUGUUUGCCAGCAAUGCCUCCGCCCUGCAGCAUGCCCAGUACAUGCACUUGGACGAGCGGCCGCGUCCCGUCAUCUGUGAGCAGUGCGGCGUGCGCGUCACGUCCAUCAGCAACCUCAAGGUGCACGUACUCACCCACACGGACGACGCGCCCUUCGAGUGUGAUGUGUGCAAGAAGUGCUUCAAGAGCGCCAGCCGACUGAAGCACCACAAGGAGACGCACGAUCCGCACAAGUACAUCUGUCCCGAGUGCGGCAUGCAGCUGAACUCUCGCACCACCCUCAACCGGCAUCGUCUGGUGCACACGGAUCAGAUGCAGCACAAGUGCGACUACUGUGGCAGGGAGUUUAAGCGCGCCAAGGCGCUCAAGAAUCACCUUAUACUGCACACGGGCCUUAAGCCGUACUCCUGUGACUUCUGCGAUCGCACCUUUGCCAAUGGCUCGAACUGCCGCACGCACAAGAAAAAGUCACAUCCCGAGGAGUUGGCAGCCCAGGAGGCGGCGGGCGGUGGCAAGACAUGCAAUCGGAAUAUACCCAAACUAGAGGCGCUCAAAGCUUUCACGAAGAACAAGGAUAAUUUAUCGCCCGUGGCCACCAAGCAGAGCGGUUGCUUUGCCUUUGGCAAGAAGCCUAAGCCGCUGAUCAAAGAGGAUGUUAGUCCUAUGCCUGCGGCAGAGCCUACGGCAGAGCCUGUGGCUGCAGUCAAACCCAACUCAACGGCCAUACCCACGAUAGAUACUAUUUAUAAUCAUAUUAUGAUUGAUUACCAUUAAAUUUGUAUACGUUUA
This is a messenger RNA of Drosophila guanche, 1819 nucleotides long. Its product is annotated as zinc finger protein weckle. NCBI's taxonomy places the organism in Eukaryota, Metazoa, Arthropoda, Insecta, Diptera, Drosophilidae. The record is from RefSeq and is a predicted model, not a curated record. Gene Ontology annotation, molecular function: zinc ion binding; RNA polymerase II cis-regulatory region sequence-specific DNA binding; DNA-binding transcription factor activity. Gene Ontology annotation, biological process: regulation of transcription by RNA polymerase II. Gene Ontology annotation, cellular component: nucleus. Bases 95 to 1804 code for a protein of 569 amino acids. The transcript is spliced from 3 exons.